Molecule: messenger RNA, 1527 nt
Organism: Ilex paraguariensis (yerba mate)
Lineage: Eukaryota; Viridiplantae; Streptophyta; Magnoliopsida; Aquifoliales; Aquifoliaceae
Source: the annotation of a GenBank genome assembly
AUGCCAGCAUUGUUAAAUGCCUCCGUGGUUCAACUCCUUUCUGGCAUUCCCUUGGAGAACCUUGCUGCUGCCUAUCUUCUGGCUGCGGAAGAUUUUGAACGGGUUGCACAGGGAGUUGUUAAUGAGCUUGGAGCUCAUAUUCCUGCAGACACUUCUCUUGUGGACACUACACCUUUAGAGGCUACUACAGGUCAGGCACUUCCUGCACCAAUCCCCAUUAUGUCAUCCCCAGUGAUCCCUUCUUCAAGUUUUCCAUUAGCCAAGUCAGUAGAAGAUAGAGAGAACCGAUUUACUUUACAGAAAACAACUGUUGAAACCCGUAAAAUGGGGAGGAAGCUGGUCCGGCCUCAUAUUGCUAAGCCUGAAGAACAUCAGGGAAAUUUCGAGAUGUCAGAAACAGAAGGAUUUAACCAUGGUGGGAAGCCCUCAUCAUCCCACAAUAUUGAAAUUCAAGGAAACCUUACUCUACCAAACCAACCAUCUACUCGGAAACGCCCAUCUCCAACCAGUUCAGAGUUACAUGAAGAGUCAUUUGUUCCACAAGAAACCAGCUCAGAUGUGGCAGCACAUUUGCUGAAAAGGUCCAAAGUCUCAGAUUCUACUCAAGAUGGUGUUGAAGGUCCCACUGCUGCUUGUUUGGAAACCCUUGAAAUCCAACCUACCACCUCCGAAUUUUUAGAGGACAUUGGGGAUUCACCACAAUGUUUGAAGGAGGAAGCAAUGCGCGCCGAAAAGAAUGAGAUUGAGUCUGGUAGGGAGCAAUCUGAGGAGCCAAAAGUAGAUAGUAACAAUGAAGUUGAGUUGCAGAAUAGUGAAAAUGAUUGUGAAGAGGAUUUGAAUAAGCCAAGUGAAAGAGUGGCGGUUGAUGAUCAGUCAAGCGGUCAGGCUGAGCAAGACAGCCAGCAGCCAACAACAGAAUCUGGAAGUGAGAGGGAAGAGGGAGAGCUGGUCCCAGAUAUUACUGAUCUUGAAGGUGGUAGCAGUACGCUUAAUAUCUUUGGAGGCCAAGAAGUUGGGGAAUUUCAGCCUGAACAGGUGGUAACUCCUGUGAGUUCCCCUGGGGUUGAUGAGUCUGUGCUUCCUGCAACAAUGGACAUCAUGGGAGUUAAUUCUCCUCAGGCUCUGGAUGAUGAGAAGAAUGAUGAAGGUGAUAUAAUGGAAGAACUUGCUGAGGGUCCAGAUAAGUUUAACGAUGGUAAUGACCAGGUUGCGAUGGAGAUUGAUCAGGUCCCAGAGGCCGCUUUGGGUAGUGGUGAUGGAACAUCAAGUAGUACUGUUGUUGAAGUUGGUGUCUCAAAGCAAGGUAGCCCCAGUGUUGCAUCAGCAAUAGAAGAAGUGAAACAGGUUUCACCAGUUAAGUUGUCUACUACCAUUAAUUUGCAAGAGCGGGCAAAGCAAAGGGCUAUACUAAGACAGGCUGGUGUGGUAUCAUCUUCACUGGGCAGAGGUCGUGGAAGGGCACCUCGUGGUCGUGGAGGGCGAAGUGGGCGCGGUGGGCGGGGACAAACGUCUGGGGAACAGGGUUAG